Molecule: messenger RNA, 795 nt
Organism: Acanthosepion pharaonis
Lineage: Eukaryota; Metazoa; Mollusca; Cephalopoda; Sepiida; Sepiidae
Source: the annotation of a GenBank genome assembly
AUGCGCACAUGUCUGGGGAAAGCAGCUGAACGCUGGUUAGAGAAACCACAGUUGCUCACACAUUGCCGACGCUGUUGUCCAAGUUAUUUCUUUCUUCCUUUGAGUUUACUUUACAUUUAUCUAUUCUUUCUUUCUUUCUUUCUUUCUUUCUUUCUUUCUUCGUUUAUUCGAUUCCUUUCCUUUUGUUUAUUCUUUUUCUUUCUUUCUUUCCGUAAUCAUCUCUCUCUCUCUCUCUCUCUCUCUCUCUCUCUCUCUCACUCUCUCUCUCCUCUUGUCACCUUUUAUUAUUACCCUACAAAUUUUCAUCUACAGCUUUCUUUAUUUCUUUCUUUCUUUCUUUCUUUACAUAUCCGCUUCAAUAUAUCUCACUUUUUCACAUUCCUACUUCCUUUCCUUCUUUCUUUCCUUCUCUCUCUAUUUCUUUCUUUCUAUCCGCUUCAAUAUAAUUCGUGUUCUUUCUUUCUUUCUUUCUUUCUUUCGUUUCAAUCACUUUCACGUGAUUCACUUCGGCUUCACAUGUCUGUUUUUUUCUCUUUCCUCUUUGCUUUUCAUUCUCUUAUUCUUUAUACCAUACAACAUUAUGAUCUUAUUUUUUUCUCUUUUCUUAACACCAUCACAUUUCUCUUUUCAUUCUCUGCUCUCGAUUUCUCUCUGCGUUCUAUUCUUGUCAGACCUAACACUCUGUCUGGGGUUAUGUGGGUGGCACUUAAGUCCCGUCCUCUCUUCUUACUUCCGCCAAGAGACUGCUACCGACGUGACUUGGACGGACGACUCCUCUCUCUCCGCCCACUCUAA